AUGAUCUUGUGCUAUGGAGGUGUUGCCCCAUCAAUGGUCAAUGCCAAGAACACGUCAAGGAGUCUUAUAGGAAGACGCUGGGAUGAAGACAUGCUAUCUGUAGCCUGUGAGUCUCUCAAGCAGGAGCUAGUUGUCACCUGGGUUGACAACCAGGUUGGUGCCUUGCUGGAGUACAAGCAGAGACUCAUCACAGGCCUAUUCUUCAAGUUCUACAUGAAAAUUGUAGACAGCAACCAGCCUGCUGAUGAUCCUAUAGGAGAACUAUUUGCGGGGCUGGUAACCAGCACUAGAGCCCAUGCAAGGAUUGUGUCUGUGGACCCUCAAACUGCCCUUGCCACCUCUGGUGUGGUGUGUUAUUUCGAUCACCAUGAUAUCCCCGGUAAAAAGUAUUUUGGACCAAUCACUGAGGAUGAACCAAUCUUCGCUAUUGACGAGGUGGAAAGUCACGGGCAUAUUAUUGGCUGUGUUGUGGCUAAGAAUCGAGAGUUGGCACGAAAGGCAGCAGCAAGUGUCGUGGUGCAAUAUGAAGACCUUCCUGCCGUUCUUACUAUUGAGGUAAGAGAAGCAACUAGAACUUGA
This is a messenger RNA of Priapulus caudatus, 579 nucleotides long. RefSeq names its product xanthine dehydrogenase/oxidase-like. Gene Ontology annotation, molecular function: iron ion binding; oxidoreductase activity. The coding region runs from base 1 to 579 and encodes 192 amino acids. The record is from RefSeq and is a predicted model, not a curated record. The transcript is spliced from 5 exons. NCBI's taxonomy places the organism in Eukaryota, Metazoa, Priapulida, Priapulimorpha, Priapulimorphida, Priapulidae.